Macrosiphum euphorbiae (potato aphid) is the source of this 1308-nucleotide messenger RNA. Lineage: Eukaryota; Metazoa; Arthropoda; Insecta; Hemiptera; Aphididae. The record is from the annotation of a GenBank genome assembly.
AUGUUCAAUUUCAUAAAGGAUUUUUUAUUGGAUAGAUCAUUCCAAAUCCUCGGAAUUACCUUCGACAACAAGAAUACAUGGCAGGCCCACUUGAAAGAAAUUAGAAAAGCAACUCUAAUAAAAUUGAACAUCAUCAAAUCAUUAGCUCACACCUCGUGGGGAGCAAGCGGAACCACAUUUAAACAAAUAUAUAAAUCUCUCAUUUUAUCUAAAUUAGAAUAUGGUGCUUUCAUUUACAUUGACGCUAAACAAUCUGCACUCAAAAUGAUAGAGACUAUUCAUAACUCAUUUCUAAGACUUGCCACAGGUGCAUUCCGUUCCAGCCCUAUCUCAAGAAUUCUCAAUAUUGCAAACACACUUCCUCUUGACCUAAGGAGAAUGCAAAACUCCACACUUCAAAAAGCUAGAAGAAUACAUAAUAACACUACCCCCAACUUAGAAAAUACAAUAAAGCUCAACAACUUCAAGUUCAAUUGUUCAGAAGUACUUAAACAUGAGCAUGCUAUCACUCCUCCUUGGGUGAUGGAAAUUCACUCUAAUACUGAUCUUUCUCAACACAUCAAAAGUGAGACUAUGGACUAUACUUUUAGAAAUCUGACACUUUCAUUACUUGAAGACUAUCAGGAUUACAUCAAGUUUUACACCGACGGUUCCAAAACUGAAGCAGGAGUUGGGGCAUCGGUAUACUUCAACAAUACACCAAAAAUGAUCAAAUUUCCUAACUUCUAUUCAAUCUACACAGCAGAAGCUUAUGCGAUUUAUCACGCACUUGAAACAAUUCAACAACUCAAAAUUGAUAAAGCGCUCAUAUUAAGUGACUCUCAUAGUACUAUCAACAGCAUACGCAACAUAAACCAACCCAAUGCCAUAUCCAGAAUGAUUCAAAAUCAAAUUUCCCUCCUAAAUCACAACAAUCAAAACGUGUCACUGGUAUGGAUUCCUAGCCAUGUCGGAAUCCCUGGCAACGAAACAGCAGACACCUACGCUAAAAGAGCCAUAACCUCACCCGAAGCCUCCUUAGUGCAAAUCUGCUCCCUGGGCGAUAUCAAGGGAGUAUUACGGUCCCUGACGCUGCAACAGUGGCAGCAUCGUUGGACAUCAUCACUCACAAAAUUAAAUGUAAUCAAACCUUCCAUCAACCCUUGGCCAACACUCACCACCAAGAGAUGUCAUGAAGUCAUAGUCAACCGACAAAGAAUCGGCCAUACGUGGCUUACACAUAACUUCCUCAUUAGACAUGAAGAUCCAACCCAAUGCACAACCUGCGGGGAAAUCAUCACCCAAACAAAACUGUACAACCUUAUUUGA